This is a messenger RNA of Rhipicephalus microplus (southern cattle tick), 4177 nucleotides long. It is a transcript of the gene Sh, whose product is annotated as Potassium voltage-gated channel protein Shaker. Gene Ontology annotation, biological process: potassium ion transmembrane transport; protein homooligomerization; action potential. Gene Ontology annotation, molecular function: protein binding; delayed rectifier potassium channel activity. Gene Ontology annotation, cellular component: voltage-gated potassium channel complex; membrane. The record is from RefSeq and is a predicted model, not a curated record. NCBI's taxonomy places the organism in Eukaryota, Metazoa, Arthropoda, Arachnida, Ixodida, Ixodidae.
CGUGAGAGACCGUUUGUGCAAGCCAUCCACCGCGCCGUAGCAGCGCUCCACUGAAGUGGAGGUUGGGAGGGACCUUUCAUAUCACGUGUGACAGGCACGCUAAAGGCGAAUUUUCGCGACCAUCAAGCGGUGCGCGCAACUGUGGGCCGCUGCGUCCGAGGAGUGAUCAUGGGUCUAGAAGCAUCCAAGACAGCUCAGAAGUCGUCUCUGGUCCCUCUCAGAGAUAAGCGAUGCUACGCAUGCCCGUUUUUUUGCGACAGAAAAUGACCACCACUUUGAUUUCAACGCAUCUGCCUUCCAGCGUCUCGGAUAUUCUGAGCAAGAUGCGCCGAAGGCACUGCCACGUUUGUGACCUGGUUCUUGUUCGCAACGGUGAUGGUAGUGAUCUCAGUGAUGAUAUUGGUGAUGUGCGCGAUGUCCGGCAGUCAAGUGUAGUACAUGCCUUCCUGUAAGAACUAAUGCGGCCAAUGUCAUGGCGGCUGUUGGCAUAUGGUCCCAAGCCGGAACAGGCGGUCAAGAAACGCAGCUACCGCCAGAAAUACUGCACGACUAUAAUUGGCAGUCCUUGCCCAAGCUGAGCAGCGAGGAUGCGACGGGUGGCUGCGAAGCGGGGCUGUCGGGUGGCGGUGGGCUCGUGUCGCCUCCUGGCGGCGGCGGCAACUUCGAGCCCAUCCCGCACGAACACGACCUCUGCGAGCGGGUGGUGAUCAACGUGAGCGGGCUGCGGUUCGAGACGCAGCUGCGCACCCUGCAUCAGUUCCCGGACACCCUGCUGGGAGACCCUGGACGCAGGCUGCGAUACUUCGAUCCACUGCGCAACGAGUACUUCUUCGACCGCAACAGGCCCAGCUUCGACGCCAUCCUUUACUACUACCAGAGCGGCGGCCGACUGAGGCGACCAGUGAACGUUCCCCUGGACGUGUUCGCCGAGGAGAUCAAGUUCUACGAGCUGGGCGAGGGCACAUUCAACAAGUUCCGCGAGGACGAGGGCUUCAUCAAGGAGGAAGAACGUCCCUUGCCCGGACGCGACCUGCAGCGGCGCGUGUGGUUGCUCUUCGAGUACCCGGAAAGCUCGCAGGCUGCCCGCGUGGUAGCCAUUGUGUCCGUGGUUGUCAUUUUGCUCUCCAUCGUCAUCUUCUGCCUGGAGACGCUGCCCGAGUUCAAGCACUACCGAAUGUUCCCCGCCGGCAACAACAUGACGCGCGUUGUAGAGGACGAAGUACCCAAGCUCACCGAGCCAUUCUUCCUGAUCGAGACGUGCUGCAUCGUGUGGUUCACUUUCGAACUGUUCGUGCGUUUCUGCGCCUGCCCUUGCAAGCUGGCGUUCUUCAAAGACGUGAUGAACAGCAUCGACCUCGUCGCCAUCAUCCCCUACUUCAUCACGCUGGGCACCGUGAUCGCGCGAGAGCGCGAAGGGCCUGGGUUCCUGCCACCGGACAAGAGCUCGAACCAGGCCAUGAGCCUGGCCAUACUGAGGGUCAUCCGGCUGGUGCGCGUCUUCCGCAUUUUCAAGCUGUCGCGCCACUCCAAGGGCCUGCAGAUCUUGGGCCGCACGCUGCGCGCCUCCAUGCGCGAGCUGGGCCUGCUCAUAUUCUUCCUCUUCAUCGGAGUCAUACUCUUUUCGUCGGCCGUCUAUUACGCCGAGGCCGACUCAGAUCGAUCAUACUUCAAGAGCAUCCCAGACGCGUUCUGGUGGGCCGUGGUGACCAUGACCACGGUCGGCUACGGCGACAUGCGCCCCGUGGGCGUCUGGGGCAAGAUCGUGGGCUCGCUGUGCGCCAUCGCCGGUGUGCUAACCAUCGCGCUGCCCGUGCCGGUGAUCGUGUCCAACUUCAACUACUUCUACCACCGGGAGACCGACCAGGAGGAGAUGCAGUCGCAGAGCUUCAAUCACGUCACCAGCUGCCCCUACCUGCCCGGCACCGUGGUCGCGGCCAAGCUGAAAGGGGACACCGACUCACCGGACGAUUCAGAUGUCCUCGAGCUGGACGACGCCACUUCGCUAGCACUGUUCUCCUCGCCUGCCCCGAACACUCAGCAGGCAAACAGCACCAACAAUCCCGCGGCCUCGCUCGAGACGGACGUCUGACAGCAGCAGAAGAAAGCCCCAGGUGCAUCCUAUCCACGGCACUCGCCGUUUAAGACUCGAGCAAGCCGAUUCACCACGAAGAGGAACGAGCGAGCCAGCAGGAGCACCCAGCCUAGUUUUGACAGCAAGCCAGCGGUGAAGCUCUGAUCGUCAAGAGGCGGUGCGUGGACCCACGGCGUAAGCCACUCAAACCACCCACGCCACCUGUCACGCGACUGCCUAGCCAACGGCAGCGCCCUGGCUACCGCUCACAACGCCACCGUACGGUGUUAGUGGCGACGCUGCUCGAAAACAGCUCAGGCCGUGAGAACGUGUUCACUAGUUCGUCGUCGCCGCCGCAAUUUUUCCUUGGCGAAGCGGUGAUGAUGGCGCCGCCAGGCACUAGAGCAAUAGGUCGGUAUUCACUACUUGAAGGAGCUGCUCGAGGGCACUCGUCGGCCCGCUGAGCAAGCACAGGUCAUUCUUGUAUCUCAUACCUGGCAUCAGUGCUUGAUGCCCUGGCAAACCUUUCACACCCCAAAAGUUCACUGGAGUAUGAAUGCGUUGUAAUCAAUUCUCAUUGUUGCAUCCGAUGCUCGUAUUCUUUUUUCUAUCACUUCACCCCGACAUAGCAGCAACCUCCAAACCACCUUCAUCACAACACCAAACGAUGAAUGUUACGCUCAAAAGUCUCGUCGCAGAAGAGCGCUGGGAAGCGUACAGUUCUGCCGGCUAAAGAGACGACAACUCGUUAAGUCGGCUGUCCUCAUCGAGAUCCGACGAGCAUAGUCGUUCCUCUCUACCGGAGACGCCUUAAAUGCCACCACCUUCGUCGUUGACGUCAUUGAAGCACGCACAGUUGGUGACCUCUUGUUCCCGGCGUAUCCCGCCGCGCCGCCUCCGCCGCUGACAACGUUUGCCGUCCAGGCCUCCGGCGGGAGCCGAGAGAGGUGCCAACGAGGCCUUCACCAAAACUGCCGCCAGACUCGCGUUUCCUCUUCGGUGGCACGGGAAAUUCUUCGGUGCGCUCACACUCCGCGCAGUUUACCGCAAUCUGCCACAUGCGUACUUGAGUGACACCGAGCCUCAAAAGGCAAUCUCCAAACGACAGGACUCAUCUUUAAUCAUAUAAGACCAGGACAGAGAGACCAGCAUAAGACACGGCUACAACAAAAGCCGCGGCUAUAGAAAGCGCCAAAGCAGGCUUUAAGAACAGUUAGCAUAAAAAUGCCUCCAGCAGCUAACGUCCCUAACAAGAGCAUGAAGAAAAUAUAUGUCAAUCGGUAGGAUCGGUUUAUUGAUAAUAUAGGAUCGGUUUAUUGGAUAGCUAAGGCAGCUGCUAUUUAACGGAAAGCACUCAAGUAAAGAAAAACGUUGUUGCUUAUGGUUGGAGUCAACAUAGGAGAAUGUGAACUGUACGAGUGUCACAUCAGCCCUCCGAUCAAGUAUUAGGCAUGUAAGGCUAACAAAGCUGCACAGUUCACUGCUAUGACAUGGUCUUCUUGUGGUCAAAAGGACUACGACGGUAUAAAUUCUAUAUGUCUUUGUUUUCAAACACGCUGCAAGUAUCUAUGCUAGCAGAGCAGACCAAGUGUCAGCGUAUUAAAGGCAUAGAUACACGACGAGAACAAAUUUGUAACAUUCAGGCGUAACAUAAGGAAUACGUAUCAUUAUUGUGCUGCUUAGCAGUAUUAUUGUGCUGCUUUCAGAGAGCUGCGAAAUUGCCUGCGGUCUUAAAUGCGCUGUGAUGAGUUCAUUGUCAUUGAAACAGACACGUUGUGGUGAAACCAGGUUCAAAGAGCGAAAGUGCAGUGAUGCCAACAUCCAUGCCGAGAGCAGCAAAAUGAUUUCCGUGCUGCCAGGGAGUGCGCCGUCAUUUUAGCAACAACGAGGGCUGUGCAUGCACCUCGUCACGUGGACCCAGCAAGUAAUAGGGCAGAAAUGUAUGUAGUAGCGCCGCGCGAGGUUUCUCCGCAUGCGCGAACGUCCGCAGUGUUUGUGCUCAGUGACGGUAUGUGUGCGUGCGGUGACGACAACAUGGACAAGAAAGAGACAGUUAUCUUCAAAUUCCACCUGUACAGUACUCUUCAAUUAAACCACAUAUACUUA